AUUCAUCAUCAUUGAUUGUAAUUUGUAGUUGUAAAUGUAGUCUUAUUUUGCAAUUUGUGGUGUUGCUCAAAAUGGAUCAGGGAGAGUCAGAAAAAAUCAUGGUGAAAUAUCAAAAGAUGGUUAAAUUUAGAAACAUAAAUCAAUCCAUCAGCAACGUACAAUUAAGAAGAGGAAUAUAUAGAUAGAAUGAAGUUAGUGGGUAUACUACUAAGUCUCAUUUACUGGUUCAAUCUAGUCCAUGCAUUCAAACCAUAUAAACAGAAUAAAGAUCAUGAUGUGAUAUUCUUUGAUAAGAAAGAUUUAUUCAUUAAUGACUUUCAAAAUCAUGAGAAAACCACCGUGAAUGGUCCAACUGUGGCCUUAACUGAAAUGCAUUCGGUUGCCAAUGUCAUUCAACCAAAUCAAGUUCAAUUCUAUACUUUCACACUUGAUACUAGUAUCCCACCUAUCCCAUCUAUUGGAGCUUAUUUUGUGUAUAUAUCAGGAAAUAUUUGUGUUGGACCUCAAGAUUCCUUUGAUAGUUUGACUGUUACAGUAUCAUUAAAUUCAAGUCUAUUAAGUCAAGAAAUUGAUUCAACUACAGGCAUAACUGAUUUUAUAGGAGGUUAUUUUUAUUAUUUCGUUGAUAUUACAGCAGAAGAUAUUCAAACUAAUGAUUUAACUGUUUAUAUUGGAGUUACAGCUCCUGAGAAUAAUAAUCAAACAUUAACUUGGAAUUAUGAAAUUGCAGCAUCUCAACAAAAUUCAGUUUAUCAAUAUGAUGUUGAUACAUUUGUAACAGUUGUUGAUAGUGAUGAUGAUUCUACUUUGAUUGUAACUAAUAAUUUAACUUAUGCAUCUGGAUUUAAUGUUUCCAAUGCAGAUCCUAAUGAUGCAUAUAGCUUAUACAUUUAUGAAUAUUCUAUGUUGGAUUAUUUUCAAAAUAUGACAAGAAGUUGGUGUUCGAUUAGAAAUGGUCCAUAUUUAACCAAUAUAACGAUUCAAAGUGAUUUUAUAUCCCAUUAUAGUGAUGGUACUUUACAACAACAGUUUUAUAUCAGUGGAUUGACGAAAGGUACCCAAUAUGUCGGCUAUUUAACUUAUGAUUUCGGUCAAGUUAAUAGUACUGGUGGUAGUAAUUCAGGAGGGAUUAUUUAUGAACAAUUUCAAUUCGAAACUUUAUCAACUCAAGCUUGUGAAAUCAUCUUUGGUUUGAGUUUUUGUGAUAAAGUCGCAUACGCUGUACCUCAAUCAAGUAGUAAUAGUUCAAGAGAAUUAUUAAUGGCAACUUAUGAUAAUUAUACGGAAGAUUUAUUUCAAAACUUCACUUAUGCAUUACAACAAAUCCCUUGUGAUACGAUUGAAAAUGCCAUAUUCUCACCUAUAACAUCCUGUGCGAAUUGUUCAUCAAGUUAUAAAGAUUGGUUAUGUUCAGUAACCAUCCCUCGAUGUUCAAGUCGAAAUAUUACGGGAUAUAAAUAUCGUGAUAUAGGCCAAUCACGUAAUGAUCUCCUUAAUAAUGUGAUUCAACCCCAAGAACCUUAUUUCGAAGUAUUACCCUGUAUCGAUGUUUGUCAAAGUAUGGUAAGGAAUUGUCCUGUUGAUUUUGGAUUUCAGUGUCCCAUUACUAAUGCUUCUAUUGCAUUAUCGUAUUAUUGGACAGUUCCAAAUUCUGAAUAUCCAACUUGUAAUUAUAUGGGUGAUGUAGUAGAAAUAGAAAAUAGUUCAUCGUUGAAGCUGGUCAACUUGACAUUCCUAAUGGUUAUAAAUAUGAUAUUAAUGGUGUGGUUAAUCUAGGUAAGUAGUGUAUACCAUUUAAUAUAUAUAUACUAAUAUUUGUUUAUAUACUGCGGUAUGGAUGGUUCUAUAAUUCUGUCUGUUUCAGUUUUUAUGUAACGCGUCUACAAAUUUUAAAUUUAUCACCAAAGAGUCUAGAUCAGAUCAAAGGAUCAAGAAUUAAGUAGCAACUGAAAGGUUUCCAUCAAUUGCAAUGACUGAUAAGAGGAAGGAUAACUUACCAUGGUAUGUAUAACAAUUGUAUUUUCCAA
Messenger RNA from Scheffersomyces coipomensis, 2027 nucleotides. It is a transcript of the gene MID1, whose product is annotated as Mid1p. Gene Ontology annotation, molecular function: calcium channel activity. Gene Ontology annotation, biological process: calcium ion import across plasma membrane. The transcript has a single exon. The record is from RefSeq and is a predicted model, not a curated record. The coding region runs from base 187 to 1776 and encodes 529 amino acids. Lineage: Eukaryota; Fungi; Ascomycota; Pichiomycetes; Serinales; Debaryomycetaceae.